AUGCCGGACCGCGACGAAGACAGACGCAACGAUGAGACACAGCCGCUCCUCGAAAAUGGCUCACUAGACGGCGGUGAAGGAGGCGAUGCGAGAGAACUUGUGGAAUUCGGCAAAGACGACCCGGGAGAUCCAAGGAAAUGGAGUAAUACGAAGAAAAUGCUGAAUGUCACCGUCAUUGCUUCUAUGGCUGUCUUGUCGCCGCUGGCGAGUUCAAUGUUCACGCCCGGUAUCGACCAGAUCGCAGAUGGAUUGAACACGACGACAGACGCUGUUAUCGCGUGUACGACUGGAUUUGUGAUCAUGCUCGGGAUCGGUCCUUUGAUACUGGCUCCGCUGAGUGAGACGUUCGGAAGGAGACCAAUGUAUUUGAUUUGCUUUGGUGUAUUCGCUCUUCUGCAGAUUCCCUCGGCUCUCGCACCGAACAUCGCAACGCUGAUCGCCAGCCGCACCCUUGCCGGGUUCUUCGGAAGUGUUGGCAUCGCAAAUGGAGGUGGCUCGCUCAGCGACAUGUUUGAGCCAAGUCAGAGAGCAGGUGUCUUUGGCUGGUAUCUUUUGGGGCCUCUUCUCGGACCAACCCUCGGCCCUCUCUUCGGCGGCGUAAUCGUCCAACGCCUCGACUGGCGCUGGAUCUUCUGGAUCUUGACGAUAAUCUGCAUCCUCUCCACCGUAUCCGCCUACUUCUUCCUCGUCGAAACCUACGCCCCAGUAAUCCUCGCCCAGCGCAAAGCCCGGCUCGAAACCGAGCACGGCACUUCCAACGCCUACCGCUUCCCAGGCGAAGACGAUCGCUCCUUACCGGCCAAACUCCGCACAUCCCUCACCCGCCCGCUCCGCAUCCUGAUUCAACCCAUCGUCCUCACAAUGUCCAUCUACCAAGCCAUCAUCUUCGCCACGACGUACAGCAUCUACACCAACAUGCAAGCCGUCUACCAGGGCGAAUACGACUUCUCCACCGAACAAGUCGGCCUCCUCUACCUUGGUCCGGGUCUCGGUUUUCUCACCUGCGUCUGGUUCGUGGUUCCGCGAAUCGACACGGUCUACAACCGGCUCACCGCGCGCAAUAAUGGCAAGGGACACCCGGAGUACCGUCUCCCACUAGCCAAUAUCGGCAGCGUCCUCAUUCCUGUCUCCCUCUUCUGGUUCGCCUGGACAGUUGAACUGCACGCGCACUGGACCGCUUCCAUCGCCGCAACAUUCUUCUACGGCAUCGGGCAAGUCAUCAUCCUCAACACGACGACGAACUACUACAUCGACUGUUUCGAGCAGUACGCCGCCUCAGCCAUCGCCGCAGGAGCCGUAUUCAGGAGUGUGGUCGGUGGAAUCAUCCCGCUGUUUGCUCCGACUUGGUUCGAGAAGUUGGGGUAUGGGUGGGGAGUGUCAGUGUUUGGUUUCCUCUCUGUCGUCAUAGCACCGGCACCGGCCGUGUUCUAUUUCUAUGGAGGAGUGUUGAGGGAGAAGUUUGCUAUCCAGCUUUGA
Zymoseptoria tritici IPO323 is the source of this 1476-nucleotide messenger RNA. RefSeq lists its product as uncharacterized. Gene Ontology annotation, molecular function: transmembrane transporter activity. The transcript is spliced from 3 exons. Lineage: Eukaryota; Fungi; Ascomycota; Dothideomycetes; Mycosphaerellales; Mycosphaerellaceae. Gene Ontology annotation, biological process: transmembrane transport. The record is from RefSeq and is a predicted model, not a curated record. Bases 1 to 1476 code for a protein of 491 amino acids.